CUCUCCCUCUCUCCCUCUCUCUCUCUCUCCCUCUCUCUGCUCUUUUCUCUUGCCUUAGCAGAACUUAUGUGGCUGGGAUGCAGGGCCCUCGGGUGUCAAAACUUUGAAGAUUAAUGGAUUACUUUGUUAAUGACUGAAGGCGUCAGGCUGAGGUGCUUAAAUGAUUUGUGAGGUGCGAGGCGUCUUCCCGACAGUCCCAAACAAUGCGCGGAGUGUGCGGGGGAGGCAGAGGGCAGCCGCUGGCGGGACCAGCAGCAGGGCUCACACGCACACACUCACACACACUCCAGGGAGUACACUAGAUCUGGCAGAUCAGGAGGCAAACAGGCACUCUCACCCCCACACACUCGGGGCACUCCCAUCCACACCCACAGAUAUGUAUUUUUGCCCUGAAAAAAGUGUAAAUAAAGCCUCGAUGGCCCCCAAUGAGGCGUUCCUUUCUGACUUUUUUGGAUCAAUCAAACAGACAGUGGCUUCUUUUGAUUAAAGCCCAAAUUGUCAUUGGGCAGAAGCAAUCAUGUGACAGCCAAUUCGGUCCAAUUUCAACCUUGUCUCCAUGAAUUCAAUAGUUUAAUAGUAGCGCGGUCCCCAUACGGCUGUAAUCAGUGAAUUAGAAAAAAAACACCCCAGCAGCGAUCUUCUAUGAUAGAUUUUUUUUUUCCUCCGCGCUCGCCUUUUUCUUGGGCCUUGCCCCCCCAAAGCCCCUCCAAAAGAGGGAACUUUUUCUCCGAGGGGGCUCCAAGGAGAAGGCCAUGAAUUACGAAUUUGAGCGAGAGAUUGGUUUUAUCAAUAGCCAGCCGUCGCUCGCUGAGUGCCUGACAUCUUUUCCCCCUGUCGCUGAUACAUUUCAAAGUUCAUCAAUCAAGACCUCGACGCUUUCACACUCGACACUGAUUCCUCCUCCUUUUGAGCAGACCAUUCCCACAGACCCUUCCACCUUCAACUGUACGUGUGUUUCUUGUUGGUUUCCCCUUUCCGCAGAAUCCCUGGAAAUAGCUGAUGGCAGCGGCGGGGGAUCCAGGCGCCUGAGAACUGCUUACACCAACACUCAGCUUUUGGAGCUGGAAAAGGAAUUUCAUUUCAACAAGUACCUUUGCAGACCCCGGAGGGUGGAAAUCGCCGCGCUGCUGGAUUUGACUGAGAGACAAGUGAAAGUGUGGUUUCAGAACCGGAGGAUGAAGCACAAGAGGCAGACUCAGUGCAAGGAGAACCAAAAUAGCGAAGGGAAAUAUAAAAGCCUGGAGGACUCAGAGAAAGUGGAGGAGGACGAGGAAGAGAAGUCACUCUUUGAGCAAGCUCUCAGCGUCUCCGGGGCUCUUCUGGAGAGGGAAGGCUACACUUUUCAGCAAAAUGCGCUUUCUCAACAGCAGGCUCCCAACGGACACAAUGGCGACUCCCAAACUUUCCCAGUUUCGCCUUUAACCAGCAAUGAGAAAAAUUUGAAACAUUUUCAGCAUCAGUCACCCACUGUUCCUAACUGCUUGUCAACAAUGGGCCAGAACUGUGGAGCUGGCCUAAACAAUGACAGUCCCGAGGCCCUCGAGGUCCCCUCUUUGCAGGACUUUAAUGUUUUCUCUACAGAUUCCUGCCUGCAGCUUUCAGAUGCACUGUCGCCCAGCUUGCCAGGCUCCCUGGACAGUCCUGUAGAUAUUUCAGCUGACAGCUUUGACUUUUUUACAGAUACACUCACCACAAUCGACCUACAGCAUCUGAAUUACUAAGAACAGUAAAGCAAAACAAAGCGCCCCAACACAAAACCCCCUUGACCAGGUGGUUUUGCCUUCUUUUAUUCCGGGGGUUUAUUUUUGUUUUAUUUUCUUCUUGAUCUACCCCCUACUCUCUUAAAUGUUGAGGAUUUUCUGUUUAAUGUUCUCCUCUGACCCAGUUUUAAAGCCAUCUCUUACAAAUUAUGUUGGAGUUUUAGUCGUUUUACACCGAACCCAACAAGCUUCUAUGUGAUAUUCCUGGAAACAAAACAUGAGGCCUGCAAGAAAGUGACCAUAAAUUGUCCUGUCACUUUCUUUUUAUUUUUGUAUCACAUUAGGAUGCAUUGUCAUGCGUAUUUUUGGUAGAAUAAAUUCUCCUUUGCUAUAA
Molecule: messenger RNA, 2094 nt
Organism: Cricetulus griseus (Chinese hamster)
Lineage: Eukaryota; Metazoa; Chordata; Mammalia; Rodentia; Cricetidae
Source: RefSeq, a predicted model, not a curated record